Mandrillus leucophaeus (drill) is the source of this 1936-nucleotide messenger RNA. It is a transcript of the gene CENPW, whose product is annotated as centromere protein W. Gene Ontology annotation, molecular function: protein heterodimerization activity; DNA binding. Gene Ontology annotation, cellular component: kinetochore; nucleoplasm. The record is from RefSeq and is a predicted model, not a curated record. The transcript has 3 exons. Gene Ontology annotation, biological process: chromosome segregation; mitotic cell cycle; kinetochore assembly. NCBI's taxonomy places the organism in Eukaryota, Metazoa, Chordata, Mammalia, Primates, Cercopithecidae. Bases 714 to 1025 code for a protein of 103 amino acids.
AGAUAAAUUAACAGCUUGAAGAAGUAACAAAAAGUUCAAUAAGUUAGCAUUAAACUACACCUGAAAGUUGUUGCAAGGUUAAGUGAGAGGAACCUUAAAGGGAGCAGCAUUUGUAAAGAAAAGCUAGAAUCAUGAAAAGACCUAACGUAAGAUCAAAUGAAAUUAUGUAGAAGUGUAAAAUUCUUAACUGUUAGUAUCUGAAAAUCAUGCAUUCCUUGCUAGGAAGGCAUUGCAUUAGUGCUUUAGGAAUCCUGAUAAAACGUCACAAACUUCUGUUCAUUGGUAUUAGGGACAGAAUAGAGUGAGUGCUUGAAGAACUGCCUUGACUUACCAAUCUAUCUCUCCACAACUUCCAAUCAUCUCUAGGGCACCUAGCAGAAAUAGUUUCACAGAGCAAAAGUUAUAAUACAGAAUGUGAUGAAAGGAGGAGGCCGACUCUUAAUGACGUCAGGUAUUCCCGGGACCCGCCCACCGUGGGCGUUUUCCACCUACAGCCAGGCGCCUCCGGGGGCGGGGUUUGCUCAGGGUUGACGUCACUACUGAGCGACGGGCGCGUUCCGUUGGCGGUGGAUUCGAAAGUUCUGACCCGGGUUUCUCUGCCUGAAGAAGCGUAAGAGGGACCGGAUUGUUAUCGCUGGCCCAGUGUCCCCGGAGUUUGUGUGCGAUACAGAGAGCACCUCGGAAGCUGAGGCAGCUGGUACUUGACGGAGAGGAUGGCGCUGUCGACCAUAGUCUCCCAGAAGAAGCAGAUAAAGCGGAAGGCUCCCCGUGGCUUUCUAAAGCGAGUCUUUAAGCGACAGAAGCCUCAACUUCGUCUGGAGAAAAGUGGUGACUUACUGGUGAGAUUCCAUCCCUUCUCGGGCUGGGAAUGGGGCACGGGAGAGGUCCAUCUGAACUGCUUACUGUUUGUUCAUCGAUUAGCAGAAGAGUCCAGGACAAAUGCUUGUGAGAGUAAGUGUAGAGUCAUUAACAAGGAGCAUGUACUGGCUGCAGCAAAGGUAAUUCUAAAGAAGAGCAGAGGUUAGAAGUCAAAGAACAUAUUCUUGAAAGUUAUUAUGAUGCCUUCUUUUGGGCGGUAACAGAUCAUAAAGACUUUUUUACACAUCAAUUAAUUUGGGAUUAUUAAAUAUUGGCUAUAAGUGAUGUGUGUGUUCGUAUUUUUUUUCUGGCAUGAAAUAUCUCAAGUAAAUGCAUAGGACUAUUUAACUCUUUUAUGGAAAUUACUAUUGUUUUUAUUUUAAAUGUCCUCUAGUUCAGUUUGCUUUUGUUUUAUUGCUAUUAUAAAUAUUUUAUGUAUCAAAAAUGAAAUCUUAACUAUAUUAAAUACUUUAAAAAUGUACUUCUUAGAAUUACGUUUAUAUAUUUAGAUUUAGCCACAGUUAACUAUGGAAUUUAAUCUCUGAAGAAAGACAAAUACAGUCAAAUCUAGGUGCACUUUCAAUAUUUUAACUUUUAAUGUAUUUGCAAAGCAAAGCAAUCUACUUUUACAUUAUGCCGGUAGUAAUGUUAUAAUUUCUCAACUGGACAAUGAUAAACAUCAGGUAGGUUUUUCAAAACCUCUCUCCCUCCCAAAAUCAAAAUAAUAGACAUUAUGGAGCAAAUGACUUAUUUUCUUCAGGUCUCAUGGAUUUAAUAGAUAAUUUUUUCCCCUAAAUAAGAUAAUUUAGAAAUUUAUUGUAUAUCAUCAAAUAGUUAUUACUUUUAACUUGUUAUUUAGAAAUAAUUAUAGAUUUCAACAUGUAGUUGCAAAGAUAGUACAGAGAAGUCCCAUGUACGGUACACCCAGUUCCCCCAGUGGUUACAUACUACGUGACUAUAGUAUAAUAUCAAAACCAGGAAUUUCAUAUAGGUACAGUGUACAUGUGGUUCUGUUGCCAUUUUAUGGUGUAGAUUUGUUUAACCACUACUGUAAUUAGAAAUGUUUCAUUACCAAAAA